GCUCUAUCUCUCUUUGCUAUAGAGAGCUCUGGGCCCCAGCAUGCUGGUCUCCAAAUAAACCCACCCUUCUGCUGUUGCAUAAGAAAGUCUCUUGUGGUCUCUUCCUCCGAUGUUUCGCCGGACCCUAACAUUUUGUGCCUUGGCCGGGAACUGCGCAUCGCAGGACAGGGAGACCUCAACAAGACUCCUUUAGGGGGGUAAGUAAGGCGCCUUUUCUUCUUCUUCUCCUCCUCCUUUUACUCCUUCUUGUUUUUCCUUUGCGAUCGCUCAGAGUCUGAUUUUUGGCUCAGCAAAGAGCGUGAGCUCUCAGAGCCUUCUGGUUUUUGGCUCAGCGAAGAGCAUGAGCUCUCAGAGCCUUCUGGUGUUUUGGUUUGGGUUGGCAUAGUGUGGUUGCUAGCGGAGAGCGUGAGCUCCCCCUGGCGGUGGUUGACAGAUGUGUCCAGAAGCCACAGACCACGUCUUUCAAGGGAUGCUUUGAAAGACUCUGGGGGGGACGGAAGUUUCCCCAUCUGGGAGGGGCGGAGGUGCCCUCAUCUGGUAUAUUCUGCUGCCGACCCAUCUGGUUUUGCCGGCAACUAUUCUUUCUCUCAGGUUGAAUUCACUGUCUGUUUUUAAUCUUUGCCUCUGAACUUGUGUUACACGUUUACUGUUUACUGUGUGUCCAUGUUUGUGUCACGUUUGUAUUGUCCCUGUCUUUGUUCAAGUAACUUUCAUUAUGGGACAGAGCCAUUCCAUGCCUCUGUCCCUGACCCUUGAUCACUGGACUGAAAUCCGCUUAAGGGCUUAAAACUCUUUCUUUUUCAGUAAAACACCAGACCUAGCAGACUCUCUGUGCCUCAGAAUGGCCCACCUUUGGAGUCGGAUGGCCCCCAGAAGGAUCUUUCUACUUCCCACUAAUUUGAAAAGUCAGAGAUAUUGUCUUUGUCUUUCAGCCAGGACCACAUAGCCAUCCAGAUCAACAGCCGUAUAUCUUAACUUGGCAGGACCUCUGCAAAUCUCCUCCUCCAUGGGUGAAGUCUUUCCUUGUCCCUGCCCCCGCUCUUACUCCUCCUCCCAUGAUUCUAUCUCUCAAACCCUCUGCUUCUUCUCCACCCUUUGUUCUCCCUGAGUCUCAAGAUUUGACUCUGCUGGACUCUCCUCCCUUUCCUUAUCCCCUGCCUUCGUUCCUCAACCCCCAACACCCUCUAAGUGAUUCCCCUGCUGCUGACUCAGCUUCUCCACCACUAGAGGAGGCUAAGCCGGCCCAGCACCCUCCAGAUGAAUUCCCCGAGGCACACACAGCCCCUCCUCCCCUGGAGGAAACUGGCCCAGCUAAAAAACUCAAAGAACUCGCCGGCAUUUUCACACCAGCCUACUUGGGAUGACUGCCAACCACUCCUAGGGACUCUCUUCAUGACAGAGGAACAAAAGAGAAUCCUCCUGGAAGCUAAAAAAAAUAUCCUUGGACCAGAUGGGCAACCGACACAACUUCCCCUUGAACCGACCCAACUGGGACCCCAACACCUUUGAAGGUAGGGAGCAUCUGUCCACUUAUCACCGGGCUCUAAUAGCGGGUCUCUGAGCAGCUGCUAGACAGCCAACUAUUUUGGCCAAGGUAAGAGAGAUUAUUCAAGGGCCUAAUGAAUCUCCCUGUAUGUUUCUGGAGAAAAUUAUGGAGGCAUAUAGGAGAUAUACUCCUUUUGAUCCUCAAAAGACAUCUGUCAUGAUGGCCUUUAUUGGGCAAGCUGCUCUGGAUAUUAAAAAAAAAGUUACAAUGCUUAGAUGGAUUACAAGAUAUGACUUUGAGAGAUUUAGUCAGAAAAGCUGAGAAGGUAUACUAUAAGAGAGAAACUGAGGAAGAGAAGGAACAAAGGAGGGAGAAAGAAAGGGAGGAUAAAAGAAGCAAAAGACAGACUGAGGGAGGCAUUGACUAAGGUCCUGGUCACAACAACAAAUAGGCCAGAAGUUAAGAGACAGAGAAACAGAAAGGGAUACCUGGGCCCAGGCCAGAAGCCACCACUGGCCUCAGAUCAAUGUGCCUACUGUAGAGAAAAAGGACACUAGGCCAAAGAGUGCCCUAAAAAGAAACAGCCACGCCAGCAAGUAACUCUGGAGGAUGACUAGGAAAGUCAGGGCUCGGAUCCCCUCCCUGAGCUCAAGGUAACUUUUGAAGUGGAGGGAACCUCAGAAAACUUUGAAGUGGAUACAGGGGCAAUAUACUCAGCCCUUAAGGCCCCAUUGGGCCCUCUAUCAACUAAAAGGUCUCAAGUUCAAGGGGCUAAUGGCAGUAAAUAUUGGGCUUGGACAACUAAGAGGACCAUGGACCUGGAGAAAGGAAAAGUCCAUAACUCCUUCCUCCUUCCUAGUGAUCCCAGAAUGCCUAGCCCCAUUGAUGGGCAGAGAUCUGCUCACCAAACUCCAGGCCAGAAUAACUUUUAACCCUGAAGGCCCCCAAAUGGAAUUUCUAAAUCCUUCAGUAAAAACUCCUAUAGUCAUUAUUUUAACUAUGUCAGUAAAAGAUGAACAUCAACUCUUCACACCCCCCAAGACUGAUCAAACAGGCAAGCUAUCCCAGAAAUGGAUAACAGAUUACCCAGAUGCCUGGGCAGAAACUGCUAAGUUAGGCCUAACUGUAAAACAACCUCCAAUAACAGUGGAGUUAAAAACCUCUGCCUCCCCAAUUAAUAUUAAACAAUAUCCUCUGAACAAAGAAGCCCUGUCAAUCGGCCUGGAACACUCCCCUGCUACUAUCGCCCCAUUCAAAACCUAAGAGAGACCAACAACAAAAUGCAGGACAUUCACCCCACAGUACCUAAUCCGUACAAUCUGCUUAGCACCCUGAACCCUGAACGAAAAUGGUAUACUGUCCUGGACUUAAAAGAUGCUUUCUUUUGCUUGCCUCUGCAUAAAGAUAGUCAGUUGCUGUUUGCUUUCAAAUGGGUAAACCCAGAAACUGGAACAACUGAUCAACUAACUUGGACCAGACUCCCACAGGGGUUCAAAAACUCCCCCACUCUCUUUGAUGAAGCCCUCCACAGAGAUCUCAACAACUUCAGAACUAUGCACCCCGAAGUCACCCUGCUUCAAUAUGUGGAUGACCUGCUACUGGCAGCCGAUACAAAGUAAAACUGUGAGUCUGGGAUCCAAAUUCUAUUAUCCGAGCUUGCUCAACUUGGGUAUAGAGCUUCUGCCAAAAAGGCCCAAAUUUGCCAGCAAGAAGUAAUCUUCCUGGACUAUUCCCUUAGGGGCAGUAAACGAUGGCUCACAGAGCCCAGAAAACAAACCGUUGUGCAGAUACCACCCCCAUCUAACAAGAGGGCAAAUGAAGAGGCUAAAUUGGCAGCCCUAAAUGGAGAAACCAUGUUAACACUUUCCACACUGGGGGAACAUAAGGACACUGACACUGAACUCCUCGACAUUACUGAGCCCAGCCUGCAAUUUCAGAAAGCCCUACACUACAUUAAAAAUGUACAUCGACUCACUCACCUUGGUUCAAAGAAAUUGCAGGCAUUCCUGAAGGAUCAAGAACAGAGUUUUCCACUAACCGGCUCACAGUGAAAGGAAAUAGCUGAACAGGUAACAAAAGCCUGUCGGGUCUAUCAAUUGGUUAAUGCUUACCCCUCCAGGCUUCCUGUAGGAAGGUGCCUUCGAGGAACCAGACCAGAACAAUUUUGGGAAGUGGACUUUACUGAAAUUAAGCCAGCAAGGUAUGGACUUAAAUAUCUCCUAAUCUUUGUAGAUACAUUUUCAGGAUGGAUUGAAGCCUUCCCCACAAAAAAAGAAAUGGCACAAAUGGUGGUCAAAAAGAUCCUGGAAGAUAUUUUUCCAAGAUACAACCUGCCUAAGGUAAUAGGGUCUGAUAAUGGACUGCCGUUCGUGGCCCAGGUAAGUCAGGGGUUAGCCAGGACCCUGGGGAUUAAUUGGAGGUUACAUUGCACUUAUAGACCCCAGAGCUCAGGACAGGUAAAAAAAAAUGAAUAGAACCAUUAAAGAGACCUUGACAAAAUUAAACUUGGAGACUGGCAUAAAAGAUUGGACUAUGCUCCUGCCUUAUGCACUGUUUCAUACAAGAAAUAUUCCCUCUAUUUCUUUGUGUAACCUUACCCCCUAUGAAAUUCUCUAUGGUGCCCCUCCUCCAGUAAGGGACCUGACCCCAACUCUAAGACCUAACGAUUCCUUUCACACCCCCUUGCUUGACAGACUUAAAGCUCUUAAAAAAAACUCAGCAAUACCUGUGGAAACAGCUGGCCACUGCCUACCAACCUGGGGACGAAGGAACUCCACACUGAUAUCAAGUGGGAAACUUCAUCUAUGUAAGACGACAUCAGGUGUCAUCCCUGGAACCCCGCUGGAAAGGACCAUACCAGGUGCUACUUAUAAUACCUACAGUGGUAAAGAUAGACGGAAUCACUUCCUGGAUCCAUGCCUCUCAUCUCAAGCCUGCGCCUUGUCCAGACUCUGGCUGGAAAUUAAAAAAAAACUGGUGGACUCAGGAGCAAAUGAAAACUUUUCCUCUGAGGACUUGUUGGAAUCACUUGCAAGUGACAGCAACGACAAGGAGAACCCACUGAAUGUCCUGGUGGAUGCAAGAGGAACUGAAAAUGGUAUGCACUGUGGAAUCACUCACUUGCUGAUAAAUUGUCUAGAUGAUGAGGAAGGUGGAACUGUCUUGCUGACUUUCAUGUGGAGAGCCGCCCUGAUUCCAACUGUCUGCCAUGGAUAAGGACUGGGGUAUGGUGAGUCCUGUAUGGACACCUGGCGGCUGGGAGGAUCUGGAGCUUCCUGAGUAAUGGGAAGCACGAAUGAAGCAUUAAGGUCAAUGUACAGGAGCAACUUCCUGCUUGUUCUUUCCAUAGUUUAAAUUAGAUGCAGUUUAUUUUAUCUUGUAUAGUCUAAAUAUUAAUUUUGAAAAUGAGUGCAAUAUUUAAUAUUGAUGUUUUUAUAUUAAAUAACAGAUACUUGCUACCAAUUGAUUUUAAAGAUUUUUCCAUUAAAAAAAAUGUAUCAUAGAAAAACACCUCUGUAUAAGCAGUGUUUUACCUUUUGCAAAUCAUCAAUCAUGCUUGGCCACAGUGCUACCAAACUGCUUGAACACGGGCACUAGUGGAAUAGGUUCCAUGUUCCUUAAAAUAUCAUUUUCUUCAUUUUUCUCAAAUGCCUGACUCAUGUUUUUUUAUUUUUUUUUGCAUUCACUCCUACAGGAAAGCAUCCAUAUUAAACACCAGUAAAAGUUUACAUAAUCACAUUACUCCAUUUUGGCAAAAUUUGUCUUCCCAACUCGCUGCCACCCACAACCAUAUUGGGGUCUUCAUUGCUUUAGAAUUCUACCUCAGUGUCUCUUUUCUGAGAUACUCCUGGUCCCAGGACUGUCCUAGUUUUAGCACUGAAAGAUCCAUAUCCUGGAGAAACCUCUUGGUCCAGGGCAAACAGGAACAUUCUCCUGCUGUACCAUGAAGCACAGAGUUGGGAGUUGGGUAGGUUCUUUGUCUUGCAAUCAAAGAAUGAAAUUGACAGACAGCAAUGGGUAAAAGCAAAGUUUAAGAAUUUAUUAAAGCAAAGCAAAGCAAAGCAAAUCUCACCUAGAAGGGGAACCAAGAGGGUUGCCAGUGAUUGGCUAUUGUCUAGGGGUUUAUAUGGAUUUAUAUGUUUAAGGAAGUCAGCCCCCAGCCCAAUCUUGAGUAAGGAACUAAGUAUCCAGGAGGCAUUCAUAAAGAAUUUAGUCCAAUCAAAACAUAGAUCAGGCAUUUUUCUUUCUUUGGAGAGGCUGUGAACUUCAGGUCAGUAUGUCCUGAUUUAAAAAUAACCUUUUUUGCAAGUUUUUCAGCAAAACGCUGCUGUGGAGCUGGGCAUGGUGGCACACAUAUGUAAUCCCAGUGGCUUGGGAGGCUGAGCCAGGAGGAUGAGAGUUUGAGGCUAGCUUCAGCAAUUUAGCAAGGCCCUAAGCAAUUUAUUAAGAACCUGUCUCAAAAUAAAAGAAUAAAAGGGGCACAAUACAUGGGAUGUGACUCAGUGGUAAAGCACCUCUGGUUUCAAUUUUUAGUACUGGGGGGAAAAAAAUCUACAGCUUCUGGUAGUGCUCUGCUGCCCUGAAGUUGCCUAGGGACCCAUUUCCUAUCUGGCUAGUCUUCUCUCUCCCACCUGAUUCACUGGUAACAACUGUCACAAGCCAGGUCUCCUGUGAACAGGGACUAAGGCCAAGAUGAGCACAUAGAGGUUUAUCAUGGAGUGCUUUUGGCAUCAACCCCAGUGCAAGGGAAGAGAAGGUACAGGAUUAGGGGAAAAGGUAAUGUGGUAUGACACUUCUGGCUCUCCCUGGGAAGUCACCAAGUUAGAUGUGGAUGUGUAUGGGCCUGAGCAAAGGAUAAAGCGGAAAGAGAGAGUAGGGAUGGAGCUAGAGAUUGACCCCUGUGUAGAGAGCAGGGACAAAAAUGGGGUUUGGGAAGCAAGAGUCUCAGAAGGCAGAGCGGCACUGAAAAUAAUCCUGGCCUCCACAGAGAACUGUGGAGCAAAGGUGUCAUUAAAGGGCUCCCAAAGAGUUCAUGAUGACCUCAAGAACCAUGACAAGCUCAGUUUCUUCCCAGGACACAGCUGGAAAGCGGAGGCAGAUCCUUAGGACACCCACACCUCAGGCAGGGAGGUCUGAAGGGCUCAUCCUGCUACAGCUCCACCCCUCCUGUUGCACUGUGGCUCCAUCUCAGCCAAUGUGGGAACCACAUCCACCCUUCAAUCCUAAAGGAGGAUCUGGGCCCAAGAGCAUAGCAUCCAUAUCAUUGACUCUUCAACAAGUGGGAAAUUCACUUCCCUCAGCCAAAGUGCUGGGAAUGAAAAGCCCUAGGGAAGAUGAAACAUAAAAAGCAUUUCCAACAUAAUAUAUGAUACAUUUGAAAACUUUGAGCAUGUGAGCCUCUGGUCCACUGGGGAAAGCCCUCAGGAAUUGGGAGGAAUGGAUUUCAAUUAUGUGCCUUUCCUUCUGGGCACCUUUCAAAUUCUGCAUAUCAUCAGAGGAUAAAAACAACAAUAAAAUACCUGUGAGUCAAAAAGAAGGAUAAAAGUUGAUCCACCAAUUACCCUCACCUGAUUAUUACAUAUUGUAACAUGUAUUGAAAAAUCACACUGUACUCCAUUAUUAUAUGUCAGUAAAACACAAAAUCUCUCAUUGCAAA
Molecule: messenger RNA, 7142 nt
Organism: Ictidomys tridecemlineatus (thirteen-lined ground squirrel)
Lineage: Eukaryota; Metazoa; Chordata; Mammalia; Rodentia; Sciuridae
Source: RefSeq, a predicted model, not a curated record